ACGCUCCGGAGGCCCGGCCCUGCUCGCCUUCUGGAAGGACCCCGCGGGCCGGCUGUUCCGGGAGGCGCCUCCGCCAUGGACCUCGUGGGGCUGCUGAAGUCGCAGUUCCUGUGCCACCUGGUCUUCUGCUACGUGUUCAUCGCCUCGGGGCUCAUCGUCAACACCCUGCAGCUCUGCACGCUCGUGCUCUGGCCCAUCGACAAGCAGCUCUUCCGCAGGCUCAACUGCCGGCUGUCCUACUGCGUCUCCAGCCAGCUGGUGAUGCUGCUGGAGUGGUGGUCGGGCACGGAGUGCGUCAUCUACACGGACCCCCGGGCCUACCCCACGUUCGGGAAGGAAAACGCCAUCGUGGUUCUGAACCACAAGUUUGAGAUCGACUUUCUCUGCGGCUGGAGCCUGGCCGAGCGCUUCGGGGUUCUGGGGGGCUCCAAGGUGCUGGCCAAGAAGGAGCUGGCCUACGUGCCCAUCAUCGGCUGGAUGUGGUACUUCACCGAGAUGGUCUUCUGCACGCGCAAGUGGUUCCUGAUCCACUGCGAGGGCACGCGCUUCACGGAGAAGAAGCACCAGAUCAGCAUGCAGGUGGCCCAGGCCAAGGGGCUGCCCAGCCUCAAGCACCACCUGCUGCCGCGCACCAAGGGCUUCGCCGUCACCGUGCGGAGCCUGAGAAAUUUCCUGAUCCACUGCGAGGGCACGCGCUUCACGGAGAAGAAGCACCAGAUCAGCAUGCAGGUGGCCCAGGCCAAGGGGCUGCCCAGCCUCAAGCACCACCUGCUGCCGCGCACCAAGGGCUUCGCCGUCACCGUGCGGAGCCUGAGAAAUGUAGUUUCAGCUGUAUAUGACUGUACACUCAAUUUCAGAAACAAUGAAAACCCCACCCUGCUGGGCGUCCUGAACGGCAGGAAAUACCACGCAGACAUGUAUGUCAGGCGUAUCCCCCUGGAGCAGGUCCCGGAGGACGAGGACCAGUGCUCGGCCUGGCUGCACAGGCUGUACCAGGAGAAGGACGCCUUCCAGGAGGAAUACUACCGGACGGGCACCUUCCCCGAGACGCCCAUGGUGCCCUCGAGGCGGCCCUGGACGCUGCUCAACUGGCUCUUCUGGGCCUCGCUGCUGCUCUACCCCUUCUUCCGCUUCCUCGUCAGCAUGGUCAGCAGCGGGUCCUCCCUGACGCUGGCCGGCUUUGUCCUCGUCUUCUUUGUGGCUUCCAUGGGGGUCCGAUGGAUGAUCGGCGUGACGGAGAUCGACAAAGGCUCCGCCUACGGCAACAUGGACAGCAAGCAGAAACAGAGGGACUGACUCAGGACACGCUCCGUCCAGAGCGGACCUUGGGGAGCGGGUGGGCGCUAUCUGUCCCUCCCGGUGCGACCCAGCGAGGGCGCUGGGGGAGUCCCUGCUGGGAGGCAGGGCCUCUAUUCUCCACGCCGCUGGAUGGGGCAGAAGACGUGCUUUGAUCCGUCCUUCCCCGUGUGCAGUAGUGGGUUCCGCUUCUCUUUCCCUGUGAGUGCGUGCGUGCGUAAGAACACGAGGUGAGGGUGCGAGGCUGCCUGCCAGCCCUGUCCUGUGAUCGUGCCUCGGUGUCUGGUGCAGGGGGAGGGCAGGGAGGGGAGUCCCUUUCAUCCUUUGGUGCUGUUUUCUGUAGCCGAUUGCCAGGUAGAGCCAAGGCGCUAUAGGGAAGAUGAUUAAAUUAUGCCUCCAAAAAAAGCA
Myotis brandtii (Brandt's bat) is the source of this 1704-nucleotide messenger RNA. RefSeq names its product 1-acylglycerol-3-phosphate O-acyltransferase 4 (gene AGPAT4). The coding region runs from base 76 to 1296 and encodes 406 amino acids. Gene Ontology annotation, molecular function: 1-acylglycerol-3-phosphate O-acyltransferase activity. The transcript has 9 exons. Gene Ontology annotation, cellular component: endomembrane system; mitochondrial outer membrane. The record is from RefSeq and is a predicted model, not a curated record. NCBI's taxonomy places the organism in Eukaryota, Metazoa, Chordata, Mammalia, Chiroptera, Vespertilionidae.